This is a messenger RNA of Serendipita indica DSM 11827, 4512 nucleotides long. The record is from the annotation of a GenBank genome assembly. Lineage: Eukaryota; Fungi; Basidiomycota; Agaricomycetes; Sebacinales; Serendipitaceae.
AUGAAGCGCCUAUUCAAACGAAGAAAAAAUAAAGAACAACAUAAAGGAAAUACCAAUGUACCAGAAUCAUUAUCGAAUCAGAACGAUGCUCGCGGAUCCACAGGGAAUAGCGGGAAAGAUGACACGGAUCUUCCCAACUCUUUAGAGACCAAACAAGCGAUAGCGAUCUGGCUGCUUGAAGGCCUGGACCUUGCUAUGGGAGUCUCUGAGGCAACCCCGGCCCCCACACCCCUGGAAUCAGCAUAUGCCCUAGCGUCCAGGGCGGUUGAAAUAGCACAGGAUUUGCAUAACGACGAUAUGGCAUGGGACGACAUGGUUUUCGAUAUUCAUCUUCACGUUGAAUCUAUGCAGGAUGCCGUGGAGGAUCUGAAGAAAAGAACGCAUUCUGCCCCUUGGGAUAAACUUGUCGAAGCAUUGAGACAACAUCUCAACUCUCUCAGGAUGAUCCUUUCUGAAGCCGAUGUGGCUCUCAAGGAAGCUAGUAUGAAUGCAAGAUCGACCAUUCACCGGUUCGUCGCAACUCGAAUCGACAAGGGCAUGAUACAACAUCUCCGUGAGAUAGAGGCAAAAGCCUUUCAAGGUUAUAGUAUUAUAACCUCUGACAUCCUGCUGGGCAAAGACACCCCGCUAGGAGAACUCGUCGAGGGAAUCAGAGCAGAUCUGCAAUCUUUGACGAUUAGCGAUAUGAAUAAGGUCAAUUACGCUUCUGCCGAAUCUGCGUUGGGAUAUUCAUUGGGCACUGACUUGGAACUGUGUGUAGAGGGCACACGCACCGAAAUCCUUGAGACAAUAAGAAACUGGGGAGACUCUGGGAACAAAUCGCAGCAGAUCUUUUGGCUCUACGAUGUGGCCGGAACGGGCAAAUCGACUAUCGCCGCGACCAUGGCAAAACUAUGGAGAGACAAACGUCAACUGGGUGGAAGGUUUUUCUUUAGUCCGAACAUUGCAUUCAACCAGGAUAUCAAAUACUUCUGCCGCACUAUCGCAUACGAUAUUGCAGCCAAUCAUGCGCAACUUGCCAUUGACAUCCAAUCCACGCUCAGUACCUCUCCAGAAGCCACCAUGGACUUUCCCACCCAACUUGUUCGUCUUGUUAUCCAACCACUUCGCAAAUUGAGGAAAGGUGACGAUCUCGAUCCACGGGUGGUCCGGGACUCGCACGCUCGUAAGCCAGGACAAGUCUAUGUCCCGGUCUUCUUGGUCAUCGAUGCGCUUGACAAUUGUGAAUAUGGCGCCCGACAAAAGCUCCUAAACGCGCUUCUCAGGGAACUUCCUAAUGAGCCAUACAUCAAAGUCUUUUUAACAAGUCGACCUUACCCAGAUAUCGCGGACGCCCUCGGCAAUCGGAGCCUGGUCAAUCUCGAGGAUCGACAACGAAUCAUUCAUUAUUCAGCUGGACUAUUCAUAUGGGCGGCCACGUUUUGCCGAGCGUUUGAACGAACCAAAGCCGGAAAACAUCUACUGGACAACUUUUUGCAUUUUCAAAUUACAAAUCCGCUGGACGCUCUCUACCUAGCCGUUCUCCGUCAAGCACUUGUAGACGAGAGGGCAAAGGAUGACUUCCGAAGAGUUCUUCAGGUCGUCCUUUCCGUAUUCCAGCCAGUCUCAAUCAACACCAUUUCCGCACUUUUCCCAAAUGUCGAUGCAGUGGACGACUUUAUCCAGGAUCUCGGCGCCAUCUUGAAAGAUGGUCAUCCGGACAGGCCUGUCAAAGUCCUUCAUUCCACCUUUCGCGAAUUUGCUUUCUCAAAUGAGAACAGAGCCAAUGGCUUUCUCGUCCAAGUGCAACCUUCUCACUCGAUCCUCGGAAAUGCCUGCCUUGAUGUACUGGAAAGACUACUGAAAUACAACAUACUUCAACUACCAGUGACGUGCGCAAACUUGCCGUUGAACAAGCAGGUUGCAAAUUUGGGUGCAGCGUCAACUCAGCACAUCUCUGCGGCAUUGAGAUAUGCAAGCUCGUAUUGGGCCCAUCAUAUUGCUGCGUCUGAGGAUGCUUGGAUGCACUGGGGGAGGGUGAUCUCCUUUCUACGUAAACAUUACCUGCACUGGGUGGAGCUAGUUGGUUGGCAGGGGACAAUCACGCAUGGGUUACAAGGACUUCGGGAAUUGAGAUCCAGGAUACCACUUUCUGGAAAUGUUCUGGACACCCACGGCUUGCUUGCAAUCGAGCACGCGUUCCAGUUUCUACUACGAUUCCAGGAUAUAAUCAAGGAGUCAGCAUUGCACACAUAUUCGACACCUGUUUCCCUCACCCCAUCAGAUUCACCUCUGCUCUCUUCCUGGGAUGCAAAACAUCUUGUCAAAGCGCUUGUUACCCCAAGGAGCAUAUGGAAACCAGAAGUGAUGAUCACUGGAAUGAAGAGUGGAAUAGCUGGAAUGACCUUCUCGCCAGACACUCGCCGCAUUGUCACUCUUGGUGGAACAGGGGGGUUACGUUUGUGGGACGUCGAAACUGGAGAAGCUCUCGGGCCCGGAUUACCUGACGGACAUGAAGGGGGAACUCUAGUGCAAGCCUUAGAGUUCUCACCAGAUAGUCAAAGCGUAGCCAUCAUAAAUAGUGAAGGCAUCCUCUAUCUCUGGGACACUCACGAUGGCGAAACCAUCUGGAAAACAGAGGUUUACAAGGAUUUUACCGACGUGGCGGCUCGUCUACACCCGUUCGUUGUAUCCAUUUCUUUCCCAGAUGACACCUAUAUCGCAAUUACGGGGCGUAAUCUCAGGACCAGGUAUCCCGAGAAUCUCAUUGGAGGCUUCAUAUCCUUCUAUCACAGAAAGUCGGGAGAAAGGUUUCCCAUACUUUCCACGCUGCGCUAUCCGGUUCAUCAGUUCCAACUGACGCCUGACAAGAGGCAUGCCGUCUACACAGCAACAAGCCAGGAGAGCGGAAUCGAUACCGUGACUUCUGCGCUCGUUAUUGACACGAAGACAUCUGAUGAAUUGGCGCAUAUGAAUAUACCCUCAUCUAUGCGUCGCAACAUCGAGAUCUCUCCAGACGGAAGUCGUAUAGCCCUCUAUGUGCCCUUUCAUUUCGGAGAGGCACCGAUGCUACUGCUUGAUGGCAGUGAUGGCUCUAUUAUCGAGCCAGCAGACCCGAAGGAUACUGACGCCCACCUAGUACUCUUUUCUCCUAAUUCAUUACUGAUGAUCACUUCCCCUAGAGGCCUUUCGGGUGUGCAUGUGCGAGAUAGCCGUGAUGCCCGCAUCCUGAGAUGGAUUCCCACUCCAGGAGAGCGUCUGGACGAUAUAUGGAUCUCGCCAGAUUCCACUCGCGUGGCCAGUCUUUCAAAAGAUACAGAAAUGACAUUGUGGGACAUCUCGACCGGAGAUGAACUCCCUAGUCUUAUCAGUGGUAACGUCCGAGGCAAGCGUAUCGUGCUUUCUCAGGACUGGGCCCGACUUGCUCUGAGUAAAGUUACCGCCGCCUUUAUAUAUGAGACAGGGUCCCAGAUUCUUGUCGAAUCCUCACUGGAAAGCGGUCCGCGCCCGGCGGGAGAGUACCUUGCCACAAUGUCAAUACUUGUCGAACGUUCCUACGUUGGUGGUCUUGGAAGAGUAUGCAUUUGGGAAAUUAGUGGCGGACAGCGCAAACUAGCCAAGUCUCUCGGAGAAUAUAAUGGGACAAUCUACACGAGCAUAACACCCAAUCGCCAACGCCUUCUCUGUUGCUCAUCGCAAGGUCAAAUUACCUACCACAGUCUAAUCGAUUAUAAAGAAGUGUCAAUUUCACUCGAUGGAGCAAAAGGCGGACCAACUCGUCCUCCCGUGUUCUCAUCUGAUGGACGACUCGUUGCUUUCCAAAAUAAGGAUCGCAAAGAGUGGAUAACACAAGUAUGGGAGAUUUCAGAAGGCAACAUAGUAUACGAAUACGUUGGAGAGACAUCUAUUCCGGUCGCUUUGGCGCCAAACGGGAGGCUCAUGGCAGUAGCGGAUGGCUCAAAACUCUGGAUAUGCAAUUUAAUGGACAGGAGGAAGCAAAUAGUAGACACCGCGACGGAUCAGUUUGACUUCAGUGACCAGAUUGAUGCAGUAAGCGUGGCGUUUAGCCCAGACUCGAACUCCUUUGUUUCAGUACACCGAGAGCUUAUCGGUAAACCGAGGAUCCUGCGCCUUUGGUCAGUAUCCUCCCUCAAUUCGGUGAGCUUCAAGGACGCGGUACAAUUUGAACAUGAAAUCGGAAGCGCACACUAUCUAGGCUUCUCCGCGGAUGGGAAAUGGGUGGUGUACGGCUCCAUGGUCUGGAAUAUAGAAACAGAAAGGCUCAUUGAGUACUCUGGGCCGAUUCCUCCUGCGCUCAAAAAUUACCCGUACUCCUUUCUCACCUAUGACGAUGGAUGGAUCUAUUCGGCAUUCCCAACUCGACGCAUCGCGCCUAUUCCGACCCACUUGAGAACAUUCUUCAGCAUUGGUAUGCAGCAGGGUCCUCUCUGGACAUCGAGUGGCAAUACUGUCACUAUUUACACCGACGAGGGGCCACUUAUCCUCGACUUUUCCAUGCUCGUGUCGUACUAG